AUGGAACCUGUCAACAAAUCAGGAAAACGGAGACGAGGGGAAUGUAGAAAUCGGAAGGUGACCCACAAAGCUCCCCCAGAGGGGCAGAUGUUUCCAGAUGUUGGGAGCCAAGAGGCGUUGGAUCAGUAUGGCAGUGUGAACAGACAUGGUCUUUCAGAGCUGCACAUGGCCUGCCUUUACGGUCAGAUGGCUACCGUUCAGCUGCUGGUGGAGUCCACUGGGGGGGUCAACAGCAGCGAUAAUCAGGGUCGCCGGCCUGUUCACAUAGUCCUGUCCCCCCAGAGCUCACCCAACACCGCCUUGUGCCUCAUUUACCUGCUGGAGCACGGGGCUGACAUCAACACUACCACAGUUUCAGGGGAGACCCCGCUGCACCUGGCCGCCGCUGAAGGCCUCCUGAGCUGCACAGAGACCCUCAUGCAGGCCGGAGCAGAUGCGCUGGCCCGGGACAGCAUGGGACAAACUCCUCUGGAUUCGGCCCGCAUCUGGUGCCACAGGGAGGUGGCAAGGUAUCUGAAAAGCUGCAUGUGGCAAACUGAUAAGAAGAAAGAAAUGCAGGAGAGGAAGCUGGGUCAAACUUUAUACAUUGAUCUCAUGGAUAUGGUCAAAUUAAAUAAAAUCAAUAAAAAGACAGUUAUAGAUGAGAAGAUGACAGAGUGGGCGAACCAAAAAGGUCUUCCUCUCCUGAAGGAAUUUUCCCCGAAAGUCUUGGUGAGCCAGUACCACACCCAGUGCCUUAGUUCUGAUCCAAAACACCAACCAGGAGGUCCUUUGGAGGACAAAAACAUCCCCACUAAGCAACCUCCAGCCUCCUCCCGUAGACCCUGGACCAUCUUCUCGGGCCUCCAGCCAGAGAAGCCCCUCAGGGAGCCGGACCUCCGGGAUAAAGUGACAGUGCUGGGGGGCAGCCGGCAGCCUCAGUACACCACCCAGUGGGACAGCAGGCGCCACCCCGCCCCCGACCUGCCUCUGGAUGUCCUCCAGAGGGUGUUGUUCCCCAGAGCCUUCCCUUCCAGGAUCCCCUCCCCACGGUACUUUGAGCCAAAGGACAUUGUGGAGGUCCAGCACAGAGGAUACCCCCAGGGGCGGAGCACCUCCCCCUGGACAGAGGUGGCCAUGCACUUGGCUGAAGUGCUGGAGCCCGGACAUUACUGAACAUCAC
Molecule: messenger RNA, 1162 nt
Organism: Trematomus bernacchii (emerald rockcod)
Lineage: Eukaryota; Metazoa; Chordata; Actinopteri; Perciformes; Nototheniidae
Gene: ankrd53
Product: ankyrin repeat domain-containing protein 53
Exons: 6
Coding region: 1-1155 (384 amino acids)
Biological process (GO): positive regulation of microtubule polymerization; regulation of mitotic cytokinesis; regulation of mitotic spindle organization
Cellular component (GO): spindle pole
Molecular function (GO): protein binding
Source: RefSeq, a predicted model, not a curated record